Molecule: messenger RNA, 1823 nt
Organism: Stegostoma tigrinum
Lineage: Eukaryota; Metazoa; Chordata; Chondrichthyes; Orectolobiformes; Stegostomatidae
Exons: 1
Coding region: 103-606 (167 amino acids)
Biological process (GO): positive regulation of mRNA splicing, via spliceosome
Cellular component (GO): spliceosomal complex
Molecular function (GO): RNA binding
Source: RefSeq, a predicted model, not a curated record
UUCCGUUGCCUGCGCAUUUCUGCUGCAGCCGGAGACGAGGUUAGUUGUUUGGUGUUGUGCUCUUGGCGGUGGUGUGCUGGGUUGUUUAAAAACCCGCCAAAAAUGACCGAAGACCGAAAGCUGUUCGUCGGCGGCCUUAGCUUUGAUACAGAUGAGCAGGCUCUAGAGGCGGUCUUCUCCAAGUAUGGGGAGGUGGUGGACGCUCGAGUGAUUAAAGACAAGAGCACCAUGACGUCCCGAGGCUUCGGCUUCGUUACCUUCGAGAACCCGGACGACGCCAACGAUGCGCUGCAGGCCCUCAACGGCCACUCCAUCGACGGCCGCCAGAUCCGGGUGGAUCACGCCGAGAAGAAAUCGGGCGAUGGCGGCUACGGAGGCGGCCGUGGGGCGGGUAGCGGUUACCGUCGCGGCGGCGGCUACAACAGCUACGGCGGCGGCUACGGUGGUGGUGGUGGCGGCGGCUACGGCGGCGGCGGCGGAGGCUACAGCAGCUACGGUGGUGGCGGCGGCUACGCCGGAGGCUCCGGUUACAGGCAGUUCGGGAGCAGGGGAGGUGGCGGAUCCCGUGGCGGCAGCGGCUACGAUCGAUACGGCUCCAACAGAUAGGAAGGAGAUCGGAAAAGCUAACAUUUUCCAGGCCGGCAUGAUCAAUCAGAGACCGCUUGCCGUUUCUGAAGGGACUUUUUUUGGGACGAACACUGUCUAAUCUCUUGAAUUCAAUCCUUCUUCCUCGGGACGCUAACUCCCCCGCCCAAUCGCAUAUGCUAUGUCGCAGUUAAAAAAGAUUUUCCAGCCCAGCUGGGGAAUGUGUUCCGAAAUCUCAUUCCUGUUUUGUUCCCGAGUCCCUUUGUUUUCCCCGUCCACAAGGACUACUUUCCAUGUAGCAUGUUUGUUACUUUGCAGCUUAAAACGAUUUUUUACAAAAUAGGGUAAGUUGCUAAUCCAUACAUUACUGCAGCUUGACCUCCGAUUUAGUAUUUUCCUAGUGGCUUGGGGGAUUUUGUAUUUUUGCUGCUCGAUGGUACUGCCCCCACAUUCCAUUUUGUUUUUAGUUCCUCAGGUGCCUUUUGGGUUUUAAAAUGGCGCGUCCACCUUGUGCAGACUCUGGCAGCGUGCUCCAUCACCCCACCCACCCCCGUCCCUUCCCCCCCCACCCCCCCAACUUCCUCGCUGGCCUCAGUAAGAUUUGGCACCGCCAGGGUGCAUGAGCGAGUCGCUUGAUGCGUUCUACAUCGCAAGUUAGAUGUGCGCCAACCUUCGACCGAUUUUGGAACUGGGAUCAUUUUUUGUUUUUACGUCGCCAGUUAUAAUUUGAAGUGGGGAAACACAUCUGCUCGAAUUUACUUUUUUUUGUAAAACAGUAACUUGCAAUGUCGCUACCAAUUUGAGAUUCCGUCCGCGUGAAAUGUUUAACUGUGUUAUUACAGACAAGACCAUGCUUUCAACCCACUGCAGACAAUUAAUCUGUGGGGACACUGGUAGCACGGAUUGAGUUGUGUACUUUUUUGUGGGUGGAAUUUUGCAAUCUGAACUGCUUUCUAUAAUAACGUUGAUUGGUGCCAGCCUAGUUCAGGACACCACUGGUGGUUUUGGCCUCCAUCCAGUAAGAAAUCAGCCUACAGUGAGGUAUUAUGCCAAUCUCUUCUAAUCUAUUCAACAUCCUCCUCUCUAAAUAAAUGUUGAGUUUUUUAAUUGCCUACUGGUAGAAAGUUGAAAGCUGUUUCUAUUGAAUCUGAGUUAGCAUGGACAGUUUUUGUACAAAAAAACUUGCCGCUUUGGAGACUGAUGUCAAAUGGAAAAAUAAAGUUGAAAUAUUCAGUUGA